Cyprinodon variegatus (sheepshead minnow) is the source of this 1550-nucleotide messenger RNA. RefSeq names its product neural proliferation differentiation and control protein 1-like (gene npdc1a). NCBI's taxonomy places the organism in Eukaryota, Metazoa, Chordata, Actinopteri, Cyprinodontiformes, Cyprinodontidae. The transcript is spliced from 9 exons. Gene Ontology annotation, cellular component: membrane. Bases 172 to 1197 code for a protein of 341 amino acids. The record is from RefSeq and is a predicted model, not a curated record.
AGGAUUACGCAGCGCAGUCCGUGCGUGUGGAUCAAACUGCGCUCUGCUUACUGCCUCUGUCUAUAAACACGCAAGAAAAAAAACAAGCGAAGCAGACAGAGACUGAAAUAAGAGUGAUGGGGGACUGACUGCAACAUUCUCCGGACCUCCGUCAAGCAGAAGACCCCCAGGAUGCUGCUGCGCUCCAGUCCGCGGUGCGGCCACCUGCAGCGGGCCUCUAUGCUGCUGCUCUCCGCCGCUCCGCUGCUGUUUCUGCUGCUGCUGAGCUUCAUCCCUGUCAGCGCCAGCUUCCCAGCUCACAAUAGAUGCCCUUCACCGUUAGACUGUGCCCAGCAAAGACGCCACCACUGCCAGGUCGGCUCGUCUCACUGCGGCUCCUGCCUCUCCCCCUAUCGAGAGAACGAUAACGGACGCUGUGUUCUGAUGAGGCGCCAUAAAAAUGGCAAAGUGACGACCUUCACUGAUCAGGAAGAAGAAAUAGAUUUCCUUCACUCCUUUAUAGAAAAGCAGGAAGAGUCGAACGUUAAAACAACUAAAAUUCAACUGCAAAAAACUGCCUCCAGUUCUUCCCAUUCGGAUCCUAAGGACAGCAGAACAGGGACAUCUGAACAGAGAUCCCGGAACCAGGACCAACAGUCGGGGAAAAUCCCACGUAGCACCACAGCAGUUCCAGUCCCCGCUGGAACCGCCUCUCCUAACACGCUUCGACCUGAGCCUGGGGUCACCGGAGCUGAUGGCCGCUAUGGUCCUUUAAUUGUGCACCAUCCUGAUAAUGACACCAUCUUUGUCAUUGUAAUCUCACUGUGUGUUAUUGUGGGCACCGUGGCUGUGAUCUUGGCUUCUGUCUGUUAUGUCAAGCUGCGUACAGACUCGCAUCUAGCAGAGAAAGUGGAUUAUCCUGCUUUCAAAGGACCAAGCCUUCCCAACACCAAAGCUAACAGUUCUAUGGGGGAUAAGACUCUGGCUCAGAGUGCUCAGAUGUAUCACUAUCAGCACCAAAAACAGCAGAUGAUAUCAAUGGGAAACCACAAACCAGAACAAAAAGGUGUUGACACUGAGGCCACAUCAGAUGAGGAAGAAGUGGCAGGAGGCUUCACAGUAUACGAGUGCCCUGGACUCGCCCCGACCGGUGAGAUGGAAGUGAAAAAUCCUCUGUUUGACGAUUCACCUCCAGAAUAUCAGGAGACUCCUAAGUGAACGAUCAACACCACGGAAACACUCACACAUACAUAGAAAUUUCUCUGCAAGAAAGUUCCUCUUUUCCUCUCUGCCUGCAUGGAAACCAAGAAUGAUGUUGUCGAAAUGAUUGUUUUAUCUUCCGCCUUUUAAAAUAUUGGCCCAUAUUGGCUUUUUAAUGCUACUGAUGUAUAAUGGGUUCCUUGUUAAUUUAUUUCUGUCCCUCCUUCUUUUAAUUUAAUAUUUGUUGAUUUAAGUCUAAGUCAAGCUAGUGUUAGUGUUUGGUUCUGUUUUAGUGUUUGAUUCUGAGUUUGUGUUUUUAUUUUUGCAGCUACUUCCAAAGAGUACUAUAACAGAUAAUAUAUAACAUAUAA